UGACCCGGAUGUAGAAGGCGGAGACUAGUGUUACACAUAGGCGGGCGGAAGGCGGAAAUGGAGGCUUAGAGACAAGCAGCGAAGAGAGGGGGCAGUGGGAGGGAGGAGCAGCGCCCCCUCUCGUUGCCACGGCAACGGGACCAGGUUGAAAGAUUGGUGAUGGCUGUAACUUAAUCCUUGUCAAGGCCAGAGUAAUCCUGGAGCCCCAGCACCAUGAUGGAGCACCUCAGGUCUGGAGAGCUGUGUGAAUCCAAACCAGACCCGUGUGGCUUGGCCAGGACUGUUCAUAGCAUCGGUAGCCCUCGUGUGACUGAUGAGUGCUUAUUCUCAUGUGAGGAUGCAGGAAACGGCAUACCCACAGGUGCCUAGAUCUCUAAAGGGGGCUGUAAUUUCAAAGUCUGGCCCAGAAGAGAGAUGCCAGUUUUGGAAGCAAUGGCAACUAGUGGGCUGGUUCCUAAAAAGGUUGAGACUUCAGGCGGGGAGGGAAAUACAAGGGAAACUGAAACUUCUUGGAAAGGAAGCAGUGAGCAAGAUAACGGUGGCUUGCACUUUACUGGCUACAGUGCUCCUGGUGAUGAAACUGGCUCUUGUAAAUGUCUGGGAGAGACCUCUGAUCCUUCUGGAACUUAUUCAGAGAAGGGGCACCAUUUGUGUAGUUUUGCUUGUCAGCAUCAGGCUUUGGACUCCAAGGAGAAGGAUGCAGAAAAGUUACUGCAAGGGGAAGAGGAAGACAUCAAAGAUGACACGAUGUCAAAGGCCAAGGAGGAACUUCCUGACUAUACUAAGGCUCCUGGUGGAAGGAAGGUUGCUCGGCAGCAAAGGCAUCGUGCUGCAGCAAAGGACAAGUGGGAAGGACGAUCUGCACUAUCUGGAGGGAAACAGAGGCAAAGUAGGAAGAGGAGUGAUGGUGGGAGGUACCAUGUCCGAGCUGAGCUGCUCAAGCACUUGGCGGGAUUGGCUUCUUUUUGCUUCUCUUGUUUCAAAUUAUUCAUCCACCUGAUUGUGCAGGUCACCCACAGGUGUGGUGAGGGUGUGGAAGCAGGUGGGAAGUUCCUUUAUUCUUGUUGUUCUUUCAACCAGUGUGAUAUCGACACUAUCCAGACCGGCAUGAGGGCUUGGAUCCAGCAUGCCAAGCUGGGUUGUAGGAAACUGAUGCGACAGCUAGGCUCAUGGGCAAGCCUGACAUACCACCUACUCAAGAUGCUUUGUGCUGUACUUUUUCUGGUGCUCAUGCUUAUCUUGGGUAGCCUGAGACUCUGCUGGCAGGUCUCUAAAUUAGCCCUAUUCAGCGUCUUGGGCAGGUUUGCUCACACCAGUCAUGGGGCCUGGCUUCUCUCAGCACUUGACUUACCCAAAGUUUGGGCUUUCUUCAAACACAGCAGGACUUACACCUGGGUGGUAAGUCUGUUGCAUAAGUGGCAUGACCUCCUUUGGAUGCCUAAAGGACUAAGGACCAACCAGCCAGGGGAUGCUACUUUCACUGGGUCUCCUGGUGAAUCUGGGCAGUAUCAACCUGGAGAAGUGAUGGCACGUUUGCUGGCUAUGGCACAUACCCCUGAAGAAGAGCUCAAUCCUUUCCAGGUGUUAGGUCUAGAAGCAACAGCAUCGGAUGCUGAGUUGAAGAGAGCUUAUCGGCAAUUGGCUGUACUGGUUCAUCCAGACAAGAAUAAGCAUCCACAGGCGGAGGAGGCGUUCAAGGUGCUACGGGCAGCCUGGGAUAUUGUCAGCAAUCCUGAGAGGAGGAAGGAAUAUGAAAUUAAACGCAUGGCAGAAACUGAGCUGUCCAAAUCAAUGAAUGAGUUCCUUUCCAAACUGCAGGAUGAUCUGAAAGAAGCCAUGAACACAAUGAUGUGUAACAAGUGCCAGGGGAAGCACAAGAGGUUUGAGAUGGACCGUGAUCCAUUGAAUGCCCGCUACUGUGCAGAAUGUAACAAGCUUCAUGCAGCUGAGGAGGGUGACUUCUGGGCUGAAUCUAGCAUGUUAGGGCUGAAAAUCACAUAUUUUGCCAUGAUGGAUGGAAAGGUUUAUGAUAUCACAGAAUGGGCUGGCUGCCAAAAAGUGGCAAUCUCCCCAGAUACUCAUCGGGUUCCAUAUCACAUAUCUUUUGGGUCAAGGGGUUCUGGAGGACGCCAAAGAGCUGCGUCAGAUGUCAAUCCUGCUUCAGCUGCAGAACUACAGGACUUUUUCAACCGCAUCUUUCAAGGAAAUCCUGGACAGAUGCCGAAUGGUAAUCUUUUCAACACACCCCAACCACCAUCCUCAGGGGCUGUGCCCACUCCUCCAUCAAAGGUAGACAAUGCUUCCCAGAAAGGUGACUCAAAGCAAAAAAAGCGGAAAAAAGUACGACGCCCCUUUCAGCGCUGAGAACAUGACUGAGUGAAAUCCCCAGGCCUGCAUGGAUGCUGGGCCUUUCAUCAGGUAGCUAAAGGGCUGUUUCAAAAGGGAAAAAAAUGUGUUCUUGUUAGUGUCAUAAAUCCAGAUGAUUCAGGAACCUCUGGACUAAUCAAUAAUCCAGUAACUUCCCACUGGAAAAAGACACUUCCUUCUUCACUGCAAAUGUUGACACAGAUCCCGUGAUACCAAAGAACUCCAGUGGAUGGCUUCCAGGAGGUGACAUAAUGACAGUGUGGGAUGGACAGAUGCAGCAUCUACUGAGCCAUGGGAUCUCUUUAAAGUGACUUUCUCAAUGGGAUGCUUCCAUAACUGUCCAUCUUUCCUUUCUAGCAGGGGUAUGACUAGAACCAGCAAGUAUUACCUGGUUGUUCAGCGUUUUUCACAAGGAUGGACUGGAACCUCAUCCCUUUUUUCUGGCAUCAUUUGCCCUGCAAUCAAAGGCUCUCCAGUUACCUUGAGGCUAAGAGAAAAGCCAAGCUCUCCAAGGUAGCUAAUUGCCUAGGAAAGAAUUUCAUUUGACUUGGGGUGAUUUUAUUAUGUGAAGAGAAGGUUUUUAUAUCCCUCUUUAUGUUGAAGAGUCUCAAAGUGGCUUACAGUCUCAUUCCUUUCCCCUUCUCACAACAGGCACCUUGUGAGGUAGGUGGGGCUGAGAGAGUUCUGAGAGAACUGUGACUGAUCCAAGGUCAUCUGGUAGGUGUCAUGGGAAAGAGUGGGGAAACAAACCCGUCUCUCUGGAUUAGAGUCCUCCACUCUUAACCUCUACACCACACUGGGUCUCAGCAUGUCUCCAUGCCUCAUUGCUGUGUAAGAUCAAUAAUGAUCCUCUUACCCCAUGUUAGGUGCUCAACAGUUGCACUAGAAAAAGUGACAACAUUAAAUGUACUUCCUAAGAAAAAAAGUUGCUUGCUCACUAAGCAAAGGACCCAGCAGGACCCCAAACAUAAUAAAGUUAAGAGGAAGUAAACUUUAAUAGUUACUUUGUGCAGGGGCUGCACAAACACAGUGCAGAUACUCAGGAUUAUGCCAAGCAGUUCUGCUAUCUUGCUUUGAAUCCCAGGUGCUCCCUGGUUCUGUCACAAGGCUAUUUAGAAGGUGUUUUUCACCUUCCCACCACUAAAGGGCAAAUUACCACCUCUGGUUCUGAAUGCCACGUGACUCUUUCUGAAAGAUCAGUCCCAAGUCGUCUUUUCUAAAGCGCUUGAUUUGCUUUCCCCUAAUCCUGGCAAGCACCUGAUGUCUGCCUAUGCUGUCCCAGAACUGUUUUAUUUUUCAUAGAGGACAGAUCAAACCAGUUGAGAAACUGGCAGUUCAAGCCCCAAGGCUUAACAUGGACGGUCAGCUCUAUAGCCGUUCAACCUGUUUUACUGAAGGUUACUUUUUUAAAAAGAAGUUCAUAUUUGUAUGUACAUACAUAUAUUUAAUACCAUGUGUACUCCCCUUUCUAUAAAUAUAUAAAUGCCUUGGA
This is a messenger RNA of Heteronotia binoei (common prickly gecko), 3859 nucleotides long. RefSeq names its product DnaJ heat shock protein family (Hsp40) member C14 (gene DNAJC14). The record is from RefSeq and is a predicted model, not a curated record. The transcript is spliced from 7 exons. Lineage: Eukaryota; Metazoa; Chordata; Lepidosauria; Squamata; Gekkonidae. The coding region runs from base 415 to 2364 and encodes 649 amino acids. Gene Ontology annotation, molecular function: dopamine receptor binding.